Messenger RNA from Ooceraea biroi (clonal raider ant), 1218 nucleotides. RefSeq names its product NEDD8-conjugating enzyme UBE2F. The record is from RefSeq and is a predicted model, not a curated record. NCBI's taxonomy places the organism in Eukaryota, Metazoa, Arthropoda, Insecta, Hymenoptera, Formicidae.
AAGAAAGAAGUUAGAUUACAUUAUUGAGUAAUUUUAUAUCACAUGUGCAUUUCACUUUAAUCAAUACGAAGUGGAGGAUCUAUAUUAUUGUUUACGCUAUGAUUAAACUGUCAUUAGCUCCACUAGUCGAUGUAUGACAGUUUACGAGUAUUAGUGAUUUUUAAUGCAUAUUCGAGUAUUUAAAAAUAAACAGAGAUGAGACAUCCUCAUCUACAGCUGUUUUAAUGUACAAGAUAUAGCUGACACGGAAAUAAAACUCAAAUUCGCAACGAAAGCUUUCGCAACAGCUUAAUAUGAUUACGUUACGGGGAAAACUAAAAAAGGAUACUGAUAUAGCAAACUCGAAGAAUAAAGACUUUAAUAGACGAGUCUCUAUACGUGAUAAAUUAUUGAUCAAGGAGGUACAAGAAAUGGAACAAACGCUGCCAGUAACUUGUCAAGUGACAUUCAAUGAUCCACAUCAGCUUCAUGAAUUUGUAUUGUUAAUUGUACCGGAUGAAGGAUAUUGGCUUGGUGGUCAUUUCUAUUUCCAGAUUUAUAUAACCGAGGAAUACAACAUGGCGCCACCAGUAGUAAAGUGUUUAACAAAAUUAUGGCAUCCUAACAUAAGUGAAGAUGGCGAUGUAUGUCUCUCUAUCCUAAGGCAAAGUAGUAUCGAUGGAAUGGGAUGGGCACCAACGCGCAAACUGAAAGAUGUCGUAUGGGGUUUGAAUUCCCUUUUCACCGAUCUUCUAAACUUCGAUGAUCCCUUAAACAGAGAUGCUGCAGAUUUAUAUGUUAAGGAUAAAGAAUCUUUUCGGAAUAAAGUGAAAGACUAUGUAAUGCAAUACGCAAAGAGAUGAUUUACAUUAUAAUGAUUUUAAGGUGGGAAUAGAUUGACAUUUGUGAAACUAAUUUGAUUUCCCAUUUUAAUAGACAGAACAAUUUAACUUGAUUUUAAAUUAGUGGUUUGAGUUUUUUAUAUUCUGCUAGUCUUUUUGAAAAUUUUUUUUUAUUAUAUAUUCGUUCUAUAUUUUUCAUUAUAUAACUGAUAUUUUUAUUGUAACGAAAAUUGUACUAAUAUAUAUAUUAAUUAUGAAUCGUGCUGGAAUAUACAAACAAAAAAUUGUAAAUGUAUUGAAAGGUUUAAGAAUGAUUCGUAUGUACAAUAAUGUUUUUUCUCUUCAUAAAAUAUUACCGGUGAAGCAUUUGUAAAUAAAAUGGGUGUUUAUUAAUAUA